CAAGUUUCGGUGCGUGGUUUUAAAACCUUUAAAACCUAAAUUUGAACAAUAACUGAACGCAACUUUUGUUCUAACUGUCCCCUCUGUCUACUAAAGUCACAAUGGCUACCAGUGGGAAGCGUGCCAUGAUGGAAGACGGAAGCGGCGGCCCGAUGUGGCCAAAAAAAGCUAAACCAGGCACUUCGAACUAUUACGGUAAAGGCAAAAAAGUGAGAAAACCUUCCGGUAGAACGGGCAGUCUGCAAGUUGGCCAGCGCGGUUUUAUGGUCACCUGUAACUACCAGGAACGGGACUGCCUUCGGGACAGCUACCGGCUGCUGAACGAGUAUGCGGAUGAACUGUACGGUAAGGUGGAGGGUGACGAUGCCGAAAAAGAGGCUGCCAACAGUGGAUCUGAUCACGAGGAGGAGCAGGAGGAAGAGGAUAUUUCCGAUCAGGUGGCCAAACAAGCAGAAGCGGCUCGCAAAGGGAAGCGACAGUUUCGAUUUCAAUCGGUGGAAACGGGAUUGAACAAUUGCUGCUUUAUUACAACUACUCUGGAGAACCCGCGGGAACUGGCACUGAAGAUUGUGUACGAUUUGGUGGAAACUAAGCAGCAGAAAAGCCGCAACAUUUUGCGUAUGUUGCCUAUCGAAGCCGUUACCAAAGCUAAUUUGAUGGAUAUUAUGAAUACGGCCGGUGCGCUGUUCGAUAAGUAUUUUUUGAAGGAACCGAAAAGUUUUGCCAUCAUCUUCAACCGGCGGUACAAUAACUCACUGGACCGGACGCGGGUAAUCAAUGAACUGGCUCGGAUUAUCGUUGGAAAGAAUCCGCGCAACAAAACGAACCUGAAACGGCCGGACCUGGCGGUCAUUGUCGAGGUUAUCAAGGGGAUGUGUAUGAUUAGCGUUGUGCCGCAUUACUACGAACUGAAGAAGUAUAACUUGGUGGAAAUAUUCAAUCAGAAGGCGGAGCUGAAUAAAGAUGCGGAGGACGAUGGACAGUCGAGCUGCGCUCGAUCAGAAACUGCGGGAGAGGAUGACGGAAAAGAAGCCGUAGCUGAAGAUGAGGAGUCAACCGAUUCACCGGCAAAAGAAGUGGAGGAAAGAGCUGAAACUAUUUUAAAAGAUUCCUAUUCCAAGAAUGAGGAACUUGAACAAAAGAUUAACUGGCCUGUUAAGUAAACUCAAUUCUUCCUUGCUUCAUUCGUGUAUUUGAUUCGACUCGACAAAUAAAAAAUGAUAUCGUAAAUAUU
Sabethes cyaneus is the source of this 1234-nucleotide messenger RNA. Its product is annotated as THUMP domain-containing protein 1 homolog. The transcript has a single exon. Gene Ontology annotation, molecular function: RNA binding. NCBI's taxonomy places the organism in Eukaryota, Metazoa, Arthropoda, Insecta, Diptera, Culicidae. The record is from RefSeq and is a predicted model, not a curated record. The coding region runs from base 102 to 1163 and encodes 353 amino acids. Gene Ontology annotation, biological process: tRNA modification.